AUUAUAAUUUUCAUUCUCUUGCAAGUCACUGAAACUGUCAUGGAUCGCUGACUCCCACCAACUCGCCCCUCUACUUUGCCGCCUCGCGCUUUUCUUUGAACAUGACAGAUAUCCACAGUUCUUGUCCAUCGACACACAGAUAGACUGAAACACCCUCAUCCUUCUCUCCAUCCAUCCCCGCCAUCGUCAGCAGGCGCACGCCGCAGUGAGGACACGUGCACCUCGCGUGUGUUGUCGCCACUUCAAGUGACGCACCGCCGUAGACGCGACUGCCGCAUGGUGUCGUGGCGCUGCAUGCUGCAUGCUGCAGCAGUUCCCUCCUCAUGUCCGCCACGACUCCACGCAUCUUGUGGUCCAGGUCUCGCCUGGAUCGAUAGCCUUUUACUUUAUUUGUUUCCUCCCUCCCACAACCCCUCGUCCUGCGCUUCAUCUGUUCACUCGCUCUGCUGAUGUUGUAGUCGGAGAUAACGGCCACUUGUUCACUUUGUCCGUUCAUUUCCUACUUCGCCAUGGGAGGACAGUGCCGUGCGUCUCCACAGACUGAGACAACCUUUUGGUCAGUUUUUCCUUCUCCCAGGAACUUUGCCAGAGUUGGACCGCACCAGACUCAAGCGGUGACAGAAAGUUUUGUGCAGAUGAACAAUGCGAUGUGGUUCUGGCCGUCAGACCGGGUGUCACUGGGGUAGCCACCCGUACACAACUUGUCCACGCAGCGGGAGGCACCAGGGUCAGGACCUGACUAGUCACGAGCAGAUGUGCGCAUCGUGGUGACACAAGUGGUAUGCACGUGCUAGGGUUCAAAAUGACAACACCCGUAGUCAACAAGCGAGGUCGACUCCUGCGCCUCUCCUUGUUCCACAGGGAGGAUUCCUCGUCCGAUGUCUUCAGCUCGGAGACAUCGCCGUCUGACAAGCAGGACUCGCCCUCGCCGCUGUCACUACCCAAGCGGCUCCACCAUCCCCUGCACUCCAGACACCGGUCAGCGGGCUCCAGCUCGGAGUCAUCGUCCCUCCCAGAGAGGUUGCUGGCCAGAAGCGUGUCCUUGACCUCUCAACCUGACGCAAGUGCCACCUCUGGCAGCAGCUGCAGCAUCUUUGACGGUCGUUCAAGGAAAGUUCAGUCCUCCAGAAACAGCUUCUUCGGGUCCAAGAGCGGGUUCGGGAGCAUCAGCCGCAAAGACAAAGGCGGCGGGGCUGGAGGUCGAAGCCUGCAGGGAAUGGAAAGUGUGGGGAAGAACCAGUCUUUUCCUAAGUUCUUCCACAGGAGACACCUGUCAUCGUCGUCGCUGCCUUCGGGGCUGCUGGAGGCUUCUUCGCUGUCAGAGUCGUUUUCGGAUGUGUACGAGGAAGACCCUCACCUUUGCCCUGGCACGCAUGCAGAGGCUGCGUCUGACGGUCGGGGUCAUGGUGACCUGGCGUCUUCCGCGGCCUGCCGCGUGGUGUCGCCCUCAGGGUACCGGGAGGGCACGGAGGCGGCUCGGAGCGCGGAGACCAGCGAAGCCAAAGGACCGAUGAUGGUGCGCGGCCUCGGCGAUGGUGUCUCCCGCUGCGCCUCCUUCUCUCCUCCGGCUGCCAACAGGCUGCAGGACCUGGACAUCGUCGGGGAGAGCUUCGAGUCCAGGUUUCCAUGGCAACGUGAUGUGUCGGUGCAGUGUAAUCUCAGCCUGUACAACUGGCGACAGCAUCGUGGAGGAAGUACCAGCAGUUCUCACAGCGGAGGAGGAGGAGGCGGAGGGAGAUUGGAAUCACUUCUCAUUUCUUCUGUCGACUCGGGCUGUCACAGCAUCUCCACCUCCCACAACCCUCACCAUCUUCUCCACCAACACCAGCAGCAUCACAGCUCGUCUUCGGGACGGGCAUCCCCGUCCCAGGUCAAUACCGACGCCACCAACAAGGGCAGUAACUUUAACAGUAUUUCCGGUGUGGUGCGAAGGGUCAACUUUGUGCGGCGCCCCCGGCCCAGCUCCAUGGGCGCUCUGGACAACACGCGGCACCAAGUGGAGGUGUCACGCUUCCGCGAGCUCAUCACGCGCCGGGGGGAGAGAAAGUCGGACCCGCAGCUGGGAGUGCAGUCGCCCCCAUCCUCCGGCUGGCGCAGGAUACCAUUAGUGGGCCAGGAGGAAGGAGAAUCCGUGUCGGACCUGGAAUCGAUUCUAGAGUACCCGGAUGACUGCCUUGCGGACAUCUCACGACAGACAAGCUUCACGUCCUUCGACACAGAGGACGACAGCUUACGUCACUGCGACGGUGUGUUCACGGACUGGCCGGAACCCUCCGACUACCUCCGACAGUCUGUCUCGUCCGACGUCCUGCCCUCGCCAAGACUCUCUCCCAUCGUCUGGGCGCCGCUCGAUGAUGACGACCUGUCCGAUGUCGAGGCAUCACCAAGUAUCGCAGAAGACGGAUUACCGGACAUAGAGGAGCAUAUUAUGCGAUUUAGAAGGGCUACAAAGCCCCCCAGACGUCUCAGUUCCGGGAGCCUGACGAGCGGCUCAGAGAAUGAAGGGGAGCACGAGCCGUCCCCCCCAGUGGCGCGGAGGGGCCGGCGGUCCGCCAUUUAUGAGACCAAGAACUGUGGAGAUGUUUCUCCGACGACACUAUCGCCGGAACACUCUCCCAGCAACUCCUGUGAUGAAGGCGAAGGUGCAAGUAACAUCGCUGAGCGACUGCGACGGCGGCGGAGUUCGGUGGAUCUCGCCAUGAACAUCUACCCCGGCGACCUGCUGGUGCAGGAGCACCACAAGAAGCUCAUCAAGCGAAACACCAUCGCGGACUUCUACGCCGGUAGAAACGGGGGACCGCCGAUUGCAGCGCCCCCUGAUGGCACAGAUGCAUCCAAAAAGGGCAGGCAGCCAUUUUCCCUGCUGAAGCUAAUGAAGACGAGAAGUAAAGAGAACCUCACGAAAUUAGAGGAUAUUCUACGUCGAAUAAAACCCUCGGAGUUUAAAGACAAUCACCUCGCUGCCUACAAGAUCGUCCACUGGUCAGACCUGAUUGCCAGUUCAGACAAGCAGAGUCCACCGAUCAUCAUCUCCGACACAGAAAGGAAGCGGCGCGAAGCAGUGUGGGAACUCUUUAAGAGUGAAUGUGUGUUUCUCAUCGACCAUCUGAUGGUCCUCAAACACGCAUUUAUGGAGCCUUUGAAGAAAGUGCAGGUUGAAGGCAGUCUGAUGUUUACGGAACCUCAGGACAUCUUCGGUAACCUGGACGAGCUUUGCUACGUGAGUUACACCUUCUGCAAAGACUUCAUCAGCGCCCUGCUGAAAGACAUGAGUGUCACAGACUUCGGUCGAACAAAAGUGCUCAUCAAAGCCUUUCAAAGGUUUUCCACACAUUCCAAGGACGGUGCAGUGUUCCACACUUACUGCAUCAACUACACCAACGCCUUAACCUACCUGGAAAAGCUGAGACAAAAUCCAGAGUUUUCCGAAUUUGAGAGGUGGUGCGAGCAGGACCCGCGGUGCAACCGUCUGCAGCUGACGGACCUGUUGGUAGCACCCAUGCAGCACUGCACCAAGCUGCCGCUGCUGUUGGCCAACAUUCGCAAGUACACGGAGAGUGAGACGGAGCGCCAGAUGGUCACCGAGUCCAUCGAGAAGCUGGAGUUGUCGCUCCAACAGCUGGAGGAAAAGAUGAAGUGGAUCAAGAACGUGGAGCGCGUGCAGGAGAUCCAGCGACAAAUCGUUUGGCCGACCGUGACCGACCUUGACCCACGCAGCGUCAUCCCUGAUUGUCUGAAGGCCUCGCUAAGCAAGCAGCCCUGUGAGCGGCUCCUGACUUGUCCCACAAGACAACUGCUGCACGAAGGCCCCCUCACUCUCUUGGAAUCUCCAAAACCGAUUGAGGUGCAUCUGUUUCUGUUCGAUGAUCUGCUCUUGAUAACGAAGAUCAAGAAAACACAACGAAAGCAGAAACAGGGGGGAAGUGAAGGAGGAGCCAAAUCGCCAUCAGGGACUGUAGCUGAUCGGGCGGCAUACGUGGUGUUCAGACAACCUCUGCCUAUGGACCGCUUCGUCAUCCACGACAUUGCACCACCGGACGCCUCGGCUAGUGGUCUGAAAAACGUUCUGGUGCUCGUGCAUAUCAGCCGUUUCCAGCAGGUCAUCGGGGUCUUCACCCUGCAGGCCAUCUCAGAGCCCGCUAAGAUGGCGUGGCUGAACCAUCUUCGUGAGGCGAAGGAGAAGUUUGCCGAAGCUCAGUCCAGUCGCCAGAAUUCUUUCAAAGAGAACAGAGAUCCCAAGGACGAGGAGAGAGAGGCGUCAGGGAUCACUCGCUCGCCGCGGAGGAUCAAACGAAACAGUCUUCUUCGAAAAGUGCCCGCCAAGUCACGGUCCAUGGACGCUGUGUUCAUCUGAGUCUCGUGCUGCAGUGACCCCGUGAUGUUGCGAGUCUUCUUACGAACGGUGCCAAACUGUCUCACAUGAGAAUUCCACUGCUUUCUAAGUCAGUCGAGAGUGAUGGAUUUAUCACUAACGCCAAACAGACCUAAAAGUUUUUAAAACAAUUUUCCACAAAAAACUAAUGCUACAUCCCUCUACUGUGUUAUGUUCAGUUUGUCAAUGUAUUUUUCAUCACAUAUACAAUUACGUCCAUCUUCCUGAGCUGUGAGUCCCCAAGGUGUCAGAACAUAUCAACUUCCGGCUUUCAAUAACCACGGAUCACGUGACCUGGUUAACACAAAUGGCGGGUACGGAAGGUGACACAAUUUGUUUACGGCAAUGCUUGCCGGGUAUGUAAGGUGGCUGUGAUUCUUCUGAAGGAUUCAAGUGAUGCAGAAGAGGUUUUGUGCAGCCUCUCGUUGGGGGCGUACCGAAGACUGUCAACAGAAUGCAUGUCCGUCGCUUCCUGCUUGACACAUUUAAUUUAUCUUCAUAGCCAAUCCUACUAGACCCGAAGAAGCCUUGGUUCCUACUGUAAGGAUUCUACAAACAUGCGUUUAUGCGAAAAGAAAGCAUGCAUACCAGAAACAGACAAUAUAAAUAUACUAUGUCGGAAGACUGGUGUCCUCUCUUUGCGUGGACGAACGUCGCUAUCGUCGAUUGAUGACAACAUCUCCGGUCCAGCUUGGGCUGGCUUCUCGUCAAGCAUGACUGACAAUUAAUAUGGCUUUGACUUGAUGGCAGGUCGAUAUACAAACAGCGUGAGCAAGAUUCACACUUUUAUAAAAAGUUGUAAACAUUUUUUUCUUCGGAAGAAUUUACCAGACAUAUGUAUAUAAGCCACUCAUACUUUUAGCUUAAAAGCAAACCUGUCAUUAACUCCCGAUGCGCAGUUCCUGCCCAGUGACUGAGUGAAUAUUUUUUAAAAAGUGCAAGAAGAGUGCACGGCUUUUGAAAGGCGCCAUAACCUUUCCGAGACCAGUAUUCAAUGACCAUGUCCCACACAGCAUGCCCUCAAACAAGUCUACAGGCUAAUGCUUGCCCAACCUCCGGGUUAACAUGUAUCUUGGCUUUAAAGAUGUGGAGAUUUGAAAUGGUUUAAUUAAUUUCAAUUUACUCUACCACUUGUCAUCUAGUCGUUAUGAUUGUAUCUGUCUCGAAUGCUAAAGUAUCAUCAGAAUAUUUAUUUUGUGAAUUUCGAGUUGCAUAGUGAUGAGUUUACAAGUAAAUCACUAUUGUACAGAGAAUUUUUAUUGAUGUGAGUCAUAAAACCAUUAUAUUAUCGAACCUUUAAAACUGUUGACACUGACUCUCGCUCAGGAACUGAGGUGUUCCGCCACGUGGGAUGGCUGCCAUUGCGUGACGUGGCGCACCUCUCGCUGAGCUUGGCUCACGUGACUUCAGGUGAACACGUGACAGUGAUAGCCUUGUGCCUUGUGGCAUCGGCAUGAGGACAUCCAAUACCCAGCAAACAGCCUGCCUCAGGUCUCUAAGGAAACGUUUGAGCUUCUGACUUGUACCACCAGUUCUGAAAUCCAUCAUACCAUCACCCACCAACCACAAGCCUAUCUAUUCUUCUGCAACCACAACUUCCGGUUACUUUUUUUCGUGUGGGUGGGUGUGUUCGUGCGAACGUACAUAUGAAUACAAGAUCCCAAAAUACUGUGAAUGUUUUUCGGCGUAAUUGAGAAAGCGUGUGGAGGGAGAAGGUGGUUAUAUACUUUAGGAGCAAAUAGUUUACCUCUGUGAACACUUCCACAAUCGUUUAUUCCUAGUUAAAAAGUUUUCGCCACAAAAAUCAGUUGUUGAGAAAUCUAGUAGGCAUGGAGCCUGUUUGAACUUUACACAAGUAUACACGCGCGCUGGACGGCACCACACCUACUCAUCUCUAAAUCGUCUGAAGUCACGAGCACACCCUUUAACUGACGGUUACUAAAGGUCAAGGGCGAGCUGAGGUCUUUCAUGAAAAAAAGGAUGCUAACAGCGCUGUGAGAGGAGUAAUGACAAACCGGAAACUUUCAUAUUUAUUACAUUAUUGAGAAUAUCUACAGAUAAAAAAAAAAAACAGUGACGUCUGCCAGAAUCUGAUCCAUGGUAUAUUCCAUGCCAUGCCAGCUUCAAGAUGAAUGUUAAUCCAUCUAACCUUGUUAACCUUUUCCUUACAGUGCCAAACCUUUCUGCAACAAUCACAUGCUUAAGAAAUAAUUUUCAUUUAGACACGUUAGGGAAUUUUUAUUGCUUUUUGGGAGGCCUCCUCCAAUUAUAAAAAAAAAAUCUUCUGAUCAAAUAAUAUUUUUUGUAUAGACACGGAAACUUAUUUGAUAAAGAAACAUGUAUAAACGUGUUAUUUUCAUAAAAUAAGAGCAUUAGUUUCCAAGGUACAAUAAAAGCAAGUGUCAAAAGUAAUUUUAACGCUCAUUUAAUGUCCAUUUAAUUACUGUUUAGACAAAUUACUCAGCCUGAUGGAUUAACAAAACCUUGGCUGUGUGCUCUGCUAAAAAUAAUGAUGAAGAAAAAGCCUCAUGAGAAUCUACCGACUGUGUUUAAGGCGGCUAACAUGUCGAGGUCGUUGUCGUUGUCGUUGGCGACAUGAGCAAACUGUCUGCUAAAUGUGAUCAUAGUAUGGCCAGAUGUUCAUUAAUCGCAUUACACUCUGUUUCGUAGGGUGAGUUUAGGUCAGUGAUGGCAUUGUCGCUCGUUUCUCAGUCAGAGUACAAUUUCAUUACAAUUUUUCUUAAUCGAGUAAGUUUCCUCCAUCUAUUAUUUUGCACUUCACGUGAAUGUAUACGUCCAAUUCGUUUUCAACAUUAUUAGAUCGUUACAGAAUAAAAUCAAAAGAAACAAAGAAAGUAAUUGUUUUUCCUUGUGACUACUGUAUAUAUCAACUUUUGAUAUGGAAGCCACAGAUCUGACACAAAAUGUUUGCAUUUCGUCCCCGCUUUUAAUAAUUAAUUGAUUAAUUUACAAGGCAGCUGGCUGCUUUUUGUAAAAGUUGAUGCACAUAAUGUCAAACAUGAAAUUUUCAUUUAUUUGUUCUUUUGUUGUGCGUUAAUCACUUUGGAGAAGAUUGCAGAAUUUUAUUUAUAAUUUUAAGUAAUCUCUAAAAUUAUAAAGGGCAAAAAGGGUGAAAUAACCCAUUCUGGUGUUUUCAUGAAGUUUGGAAGUUACAAUUUGUUGCAGUACAUUUUACAAUUCCUACAGCACAUGCAGCUGUUUUUGGUUCUCGUUUGUCUCAUGUUUGAUGUUAUUUAUCUUUGUAAGUGGAGGUUGAAGUGUUAGAUCGUCCUGCCUAAGGCCGCAGGCCCAGCCUGAUACCUGUGUGGCAGAGCAUAGUUCUUCAAGUCGACCCAACUGUUAAAUUACUACCUGGCUCCUUAGUGGGUUGAGCGGAAAAAAACAGACCGAGUGCACGUGAGAGAGAGCGAGAGAAUGAGAAAAGGAGACGGGUACUCAUCCCCUCAUACUCCCAAUAAAAAGCCCCGAAAAGAGUGGCACCUUUGACCUCACUCCACAACCACCAAAAGGAGAAAGAGUUUCUUUCUUUCACGUUUUUUUUUUUUUUAAUUUUCCUAAUUUAAUUUCGAUUUAAGUAUUGUGUUCUCCGUUAACAUUUUUCGUAUUAUUUCUUUAUAGAGGCAAGAUUCAAGAAACUGAUAUGAUGAAGUGAAAGUUGUUGAGCUGAAAACACUGUUUUAGUGGAGAAACUAAUGCCAUUAGAAUAAUGUCAGGAUAAUGCCAUUAAUCGCCUGGUCAUUGUUGAGAUUACUCAUACUGGAGAGAAAGCUGUGAGUGUGUGCGUCUAACUCUUAAGAGAACCUUAUGCGCUGUUUGUAAUUAUCGUUUUCUCAAAGGUACAUUUUGUAAUUUAGAAAUAUGUGCAAUGGGCCAUUAUUAAAUGAAAAACGAUGAAAAGUUCUAAAAAUUAAAAUCAUUUAGAAAAAAG
Pomacea canaliculata is the source of this 8321-nucleotide messenger RNA. RefSeq lists its product as uncharacterized. The transcript is spliced from 20 exons. Gene Ontology annotation, molecular function: guanyl-nucleotide exchange factor activity. The coding region runs from base 782 to 4354 and encodes 1190 amino acids. Gene Ontology annotation, biological process: Rho protein signal transduction. The record is from RefSeq and is a predicted model, not a curated record. Lineage: Eukaryota; Metazoa; Mollusca; Gastropoda; Architaenioglossa; Ampullariidae.